ACAUUCUAAGAAAGAAAGAAACCAAACUCUCUCUCUCUUUCUCUCUCUCUCAAUCAUUCUCUGCUCUUUUUUCACUUCUUUCAUCCAAUCAUAGUUUCUUUCUCUCUAACAAAAAAAAUUGCAUUACCAUUUGGGCUUAUAGAGAGAGAAAGCUAGAACUAAGUACUAACAAAGAGUAGCAUAUCUCUCUCUCUCUCUCUCUCUCUCUCUCUCUCUCUCGCUCUGUGAUCGUGAAGAGUCUCUCUCUCUCUCUCUCUUCUGUGAAGCUCUAGGGUUUGUUCGCUGAGUUUGUGAAAGGUGAUGCAAUGAAGCAGUUUCCAAACCAUUCAUCUUCAGGUCUUACUAAGAUUCCACCAAUAAAUGUUCCUAAAGAUGCAGGCAAUGGUGCGUGGGGGGUCAUAUCUGGAUCUGAUUCCUACCAUGCCUCUAGUGAUGCUAGCCUUUUUUCAAGCUCAUUGCCUGUUCUUCCUCAUGAAAAAUUGAACUUGAAUGAAACAGAGCAUGGAUGUCAAUCUAUUGGUGAUGAUUCACUUGAAGAUCCUGAAACUCAUGCAAUUGGAAGCUUUCUUCCUGAUGACGAGGAUGAACUUUUAGCUGGCAUAAUGGAUGAUUUUGACCUAAGUGGGUUGCCUGGUUCACUGGAGGACUUGGAAGAUUAUGAUCUUUUUGGUAGUGGAGGAGGUAUGGAAUUGGAAACUGAUCUACAGGAGAACUUGAGCAUGGGUAUGUCAAAGAUAAAUUUAUCUGAUGGUGUUGGGAAUGGGAUGCCUCCCUAUGCUGUUCCAAAUGGCGUGGGAGCUGUUGCUGGAGAACACCCAUAUGGUGAACAUCCUUCGAGAACAUUAUUUGUUCGGAAUAUUAAUAGUAAUGUUGAGGAUUCAGAACUAAAAACUCUCUUUGAGCAAUAUGGUGAUAUCAGAACUCUGUAUACUGCAUGUAAACAUAGGGGUUUUGUGAUGAUAUCUUACUAUGAUAUCCGCGCUGCUCGAACUGCUAUGCGUGGAUUACAAAACAAGCCAUUGCGAAGGAGGAAACUUGACAUCCACUUCUCAAUUCCAAAGGAUAAUCCAUCAGACAAGGAUAUUAAUCAAGGAACCCUGGUAGUUUUUAAUUUGGAUCCAUCAGUUUCAAAUGAAGAUCUCCGUCAAAUAUUUGGGGCUUAUGGCGAGGUCAAAGAGAUAAGGGAAACACCACACAAGAGGCAUCAUAAGUUUAUUGAAUUUUAUGAUGUUAGGGCCGCAGAAGCAGCACUUAAGUCAUUAAAUAGAAGUGAUAUAGCUGGUAAACGCAUAAAGCUUGAACCUAGUCGCCCUGGUGGAGCUCGUCGAAACUUGAUGUUGCAACUGAAUCAAGAGCUUGAACAAGAUGAAUCUCGGAGUUUUCGACCUCCAGUGGGUUCACCAAUUGCCAGCUCUCCACCAGGUAACUGGGCACAGUAUAACAGCCCUAUUGAACAUAGUUCUAUGCAAACUAUCAGUAAAUCCCCUGGUUUCAGGACCAUGAGUCCAACCACUAGCAACAAUUUGCCCGGAUUGGCUUCAAUUCUUCAUCCUCAACUAUCAAACUCUGUGAAGGUUGCUCCUAUUGGCAAGGACCAAGGAAGGGGUGGUCAUGUGGACCAUAUGUUUACCAAUACAAAUGCAGCACAUGGAGCUGCCUUGCAACAGUCAAAUUCAUUUCCAGAGCCCAAUUUGAGCCAAUACCAUCAAACAAUAUCCUCUUUUGGCCCUUCUACUUCAAAUGGAUCUGGCAUUGAAACAUUAUCUGGACAGCAGUUUCUUUGGGGAAGUCCAAAUCUGUACUCAGAGCACACCAAUUCUUCGGCUUGGCCAAGACCAUCUGUGGGACAUCCAUAUACAUCUAAUGGAAAGGGCCAUGCCUUUCCAUUCUCGGGUCGGCAUGGCUCUUUGCUUGGCUCGUCCCAGCCACUUCACCAUCAUCAUGUUGGAUCUGCUCCUUCUGGUGUUCCGUUUGAGAGGCACUUCGGUUUCUUCCCAGAGUCACCAGAAACUUCAUUUGUGAAUCCUGUAGCUUAUGGAGGCAUGGGCUUGGGUCCUAAUGAUGGAAAUUUUAUGGUAAAUAUGGGUGCUCGUGCUGCAAUUAACCCUGGCAUUAAUAUACCUGGGAGCAUGUCUGAAAAUGGUUCAUCAAGUUUCAGGAUACGGUCCUCGCCAAGGCUUAGCCCUGUAUUUUUAGGUAAUGGUCCUUACCCUGGACUGCCACCUACCAGCAUGGAGGGCAUGACUGAGCGAGGGCGGAACAGAAGGGUUGAAAAUAGUGGGAACCAGGUUGAUAGCAAGAAACAGUUUCAGCUUGACUUAGAUAAGAUUAAAAAUGGGGAAGAUACUCGGACUACUUUAAUGAUAAAAAAUAUCCCAAAUAAAUACACCUCAAAAAUGUUAUUAGCUGCUAUUGAUGAAAACCACAGGGGUACUUAUGAUUUUCUCUAUCUACCAAUUGAUUUCAAGAAUAAAUGCAAUGUGGGCUACGCAUUUAUCAAUAUGCUGUCUCCUUCUCACAUUAUUCCAUUCUUUGAGGCGUUUAACGGAAAGAAGUGGGAGAAGUUUAAUAGUGAGAAAGUUGCUUCCUUGGCAUAUGCUCGAAUCCAGGGUAAGGCUGCCCUUGUGACCCAUUUCCAGAAUUCAAGCUUGAUGAAUGAAGACAAGCGAUGCCGUCCAAUUCUCUUUCACUCAGAGGGUUCAGAGGCUGGUGAUCAGAUCAUUCAAGAACAUCUUCCCUCCAGCAGUUUGAACAUCCAGGUCCUUACCCCAAAUGAGUCACACUUGGUUGAUUCUUCAGGAAGCCCGACAAAGGUUGGCCCUGGUGAGGGGCCUGAGAAUUGUUAACAGUAUUUAAUGCAGAUUGUGCUCAGCCCAAAUUGAUGGUGGCUGGGAAUGCUAACUUUGCCGUAUAUAAUCAAGUGUAUAAAUUUUAGGAAGAAAUGAAUCCUAUUAAUAGGGGAAAGGAAAAGGAGGUAUGGAGAUUUUGUAUCCUAGUAUUAUAUAAUUUUGCUAGAAAGCUCUGGAAGAAGCUGUAGCCUGUAGGAGCAUUUUGGUGAUAUGCAUUGCAGAUCACUGGCUUGAUAUACGAGGGAGAAGCAAAGUUGAAGCAUAUGAGUAAACAUAACUAUCUGAGUUGGCAAAUGCAGUAUCAGUUGUGCCAUGAUUUCUCCACUCUCUUUUCAUUUUGGGCUCGUUUUUGUUUUUGUAAUUGGGUGUUGGAUAAAUUAAAUCUGCAAAUAUGAUGUUUAUAUGGAUAUAUGUGUAUCAAGGGUGGAGGUUUUUGAGGGUUUUGUGAUUUAACAUGGGGCACAAAAUUGUAUAGUGGGGGAGACAGAACAGAUUUUUUUUUUUUUUUUCUUCUUUUGCUCAAUCCUUUGUAUUUGGUAUUCUUGCAAUGGAAAUUCGCAUGUUGUAUUUGAAACAUGAGAUUGUACUGAUUGUGGUGCUACUCGCUCCAGAUUUUGUUGUUUUGAGGGGCAUGGUUUAUAAUUGGCAUAACUAUUUCUGUAAA
This is a messenger RNA of Quercus robur (English oak), 3513 nucleotides long. Its product is annotated as protein MEI2-like 5. The transcript has 13 exons. Bases 306 to 2846 code for a protein of 846 amino acids. Gene Ontology annotation, molecular function: RNA binding. The record is from RefSeq and is a predicted model, not a curated record. Lineage: Eukaryota; Viridiplantae; Streptophyta; Magnoliopsida; Fagales; Fagaceae.